Messenger RNA from Bactrocera tryoni, 441 nucleotides. Its product is annotated as putative nuclease HARBI1. The transcript is spliced from 4 exons. Lineage: Eukaryota; Metazoa; Arthropoda; Insecta; Diptera; Tephritidae. The coding region runs from base 1 to 441 and encodes 146 amino acids. The record is from RefSeq and is a predicted model, not a curated record.
AUGUCAGCAACAGAUUCGAUAUGUAAGGAAGGGCUAAAACAAAAACAAAAAUGUGUCGAAUUUUCAGCUAAACGCAGCCAUCCGUUCCCAUAUGUCAUAGGUUGUAUAGAUGGUACGCACAUUUCCAUCUCACAACCAGUUAAGGACAGUAUUAGUUUUUAUAAUAGGAAGGGGAAGUUUUCAAUUGUUGUCCAAGCAAUUGUGGAUAGUCAUCUUAAGUUCAUAGAUGUGUUUAUUGGCUGCCCCGGACGAUGCCACGAUGCUGCUAUAUGGGAAAUGAGUCCUAUUAGAAAGUCAAUAGUCAAGGGAGAAUUAAAAAUUUGUUCCGGUUACCAUUUAUUAGGCGAUUCCGCAUAUCCGCUGGAAACCUUCCUAAUGGUACCUUAUAGAGACAAUGGUUUUUUAUCACCUAAAGAAGUUCAAUAUAACAAAAUUUUAUGA